AGUGUGCUUUACUUCGUCCAAUGUAAUGGUACAGAUUGUGUUUUUGUGCGCGCCGCGUGAACUUAAAAUUGCUCUCCAAGUGGUGGCGGUUUUGUGAAAGAGGAAAGUAAAAAAAGGGAAAUACACAAGUAAAAUCAAACGGGAAUCAAAGGAAAUUAACUCUGAAGCUGUUCAAUUUUGAACUGUUCGUUUGAAGUUCGAGCUAUUCGAUUUGCCAUUUCGAAUUUCUCAACUUUUCAAUCAUCACAUUGGUUUUCAUUGGGAUUCGUCGAGUUACUGCCUCCCCCAUUCAAUCGAUGAGCGAAUUUUCGUGAGAAAGAAAAUCAAAUGUGUCUCAUAAAAUACAUUAUUCCUUGUAUUAAAUUAAAUAAAGUGAUGAUAAAGAAGUUAGAAGUAGCAACAGUAACAGCAAGAGUAGCAGUAAUGGUAUAUAAUAGCAGCUGCAACCAUCUGCUGAAGUAUCUAACGUUCAACACAGAAAAUGUUGUUUAAUUCAUAUUUUCAUUUAUCAAAAGUGACAUGGUAUUGUGUGCACUGCGAAUCGAAUGUUGACUGGAAAAAGAAAUAUAAAAAGCAUUUAUUAUUUGUAGACUAAUGAGAGAGGGAAAGAAAGCGUGCGCGACUCAAAAUAAAAAUUCAUAUUUCUAGUCGAAAAAAUCUUUUUGCUCGAAUUUCUGUGAAACAAAAAACGCAUAUCGUCUUUUUUUCGGUGAAAGAAAAAGUUUUUUUUAUCGGUUAGAGUGACGUGAUUUUUUUUGCUCCCAAAAGUGAGUAUGCUCACGAUACGAUGACUGAACAAAGCAAAUCAAAAUUCGUGGCAGGCAUAAAAUGGUGAUGAAAUUGAUGAGAAAUUCAUGGAAUUGAGAACGGGAAAAAAAUGUGAAUAAAUUGGUGCACACGAACAUUAAAUGGAAGAAGACAUCAAACACACACUUACUACAAAUACAAUAUAUAGGGCCGACAAAAAAAAGCAUAAACACCAACACGGAUUGUGCAUGUGAAACUCGAAUCAUUAUCAUCAUAUAUUGAAUUGAACAAAUAAAAUACGUGUUCAAUUGAGUUAGUCAAUACACAAAUCAACAGAUUCUUCACCCUGUCUACAAGCAGCCACCAAAGUUAUUUGCGAAUGGUAGCAUAAAAUUAAACGGACCACUUUGUUGUUCCAUCCAGCAGAUGAUGAUACGUUGCAAACAACCAAGUGUUUUGCACUCACAUUUGUAAAUACAAUUAAUGAAAAUAGAAAAGUAAGCGACGGUAAUAUCUCCAUCCAACAAGUAUUGAAUUGGUACGAAUUGAAUUGGCUCACUUGUGCGAAGACGAAGAUAACAACAUUCAUAUACACUAUAACAAAGACGAACAAAAAGCCAGACACCGGGCAAGCCAAAUACAAAACUCUAGAGCAAAAAUAUAUCAGCAAUUAAGUGCAAUAGAAAAAUGUUUACUAAACAACCCACUAUGGAUAUGGAUAUUGAAUUCGACAUUAAGCUACUGGCAACAGAAUACUAUGAAGGAACGAUACGAACCACUUACAAUUCAACACGGCACAAAUCAACAGUAUUAGAGGACGAUCCAGAUGCUUUGACACUCUUAUCAGUCGUAUCAAUCGGCGUGUUUUUGUCUCUUUUAAUAUUUUUAUCCAUAGCUGGAAAUAUUUUAGUAUGCUUAGCUAUAUACACAGAACGAAGUUUACGUCGAAUUGGAAAUUUAUUUUUAGCAUCGUUAGCCAUUGCGGAUUUAUUUGUGGCGUCGCUUGUGAUGACUUUCGCUGGAGUAAAUGAUAUAUUAGGCUAUUGGGUAUUCGGCGCACAAUUUUGCGACACUUGGGUUGCGUUCGACGUGAUGUGUUCAACGGCUUCGAUCCUAAAUCUAUGCGCUAUUUCAUUGGAUCGAUAUAUUCAUAUUAAAGACCCGUUAAGGUAUGGGAGAUGGGUCACGCGACGCAUAGCUGUUUUAUCAAUUGUGACAAUUUGGUUAUUAGCUGCACUAGUAUCAUUCGUACCGAUCUCAUUUGGUUUGCACAGGCCCGACUUACCGUUAGUGUAUGAAGACAACGGUCGCAAGUAUCCCACAUGUGCUUUAGAUUUAACACCGAUGUACGCUGUUGUGUCAAGUUGUAUUAGCUUCUACGUGCCAUGCAUCGUUAUGAUUGGCAUCUACUGCAGAUUGUAUUGCUAUGCCCAGAAACAUGUGAAAUCGAUACGGGCUGUAACGCGGCCAGGCGUCAGUGGCGAAGUCGUUGAAAAGCAACCAAAUCGAUAUCGAAGUAUUCGUCGAAAACCGAAAAAGAAAUUUAAAGUACGACAUUUACAUCAUUCAUCACCAUAUCACGUAUCAGAUCACAAGGCAGCCAUCACGGUCGGCGUAAUAAUGGGCGUUUUUCUCAUCUGUUGGGUACCAUUCUUCUGUGUAAAUAUUGUUGCCGCAUUCUGUAAAACAUGCAUUGGUGGCCAAACAUUUAAAAUUCUAAGUUGGCUAGGUUAUUCAAACUCAGCAUUCAAUCCAAUCAUUUAUUCCAUUUUUAAUACGGAAUUUCGUGAAGCAUUCAAACGAAUUUUAACGACGAAAAAUUCAUGGUGUUGCGCUCAAGAUUUGGGCAAUGUGCAUCCACGCAACAGUGAUCGUUAUGUUACCGAUUACGCAGCAAAAAAUGUCAUCCAUUCAAGAUCAUCGGCUGAUAUUGAACAAGUGUCUGCGAUUUGACCGCACAACGACCAUAAUGGAUAAAUUAGGGUAAACCAAAAUGAAUAACAUUUAUAAAUGGGCACAUGAACACAAUUUAUAAACGUUUAACAAUGCAAAGCACACAAACAUGAGGCACCAAACCCAUUAAAUGGAACAUGUUUUUAUAGAUUGUGUUUUGAUGUGCGUAAAUCUGUAAAUUACCACAUCCAUAAACAUUGGAAUGUGAAAUGAAACUGAAUUUAUUUGUUUAGGUUAAUCGAAUGAAAAUAAGAAAAUUAUCUGAACAGAAUACAGACAACCAAACAAAUCGAUGGUUAUAGAAAUAUUUUCGCGAAAUAUUCUUGAACAACAAAAGAAAGAAUAAAUUAUGAAUGAAAAAAACAGUGUAUUAUUGUUAGGGAUAUUUCUUUAGUGUAUAUUUGUUUGAUAUGUGACAAACUAAAUAUUUAGCGUAUAUAAUUCGGAAAUGCAUCAAAUUCCACCCCAUUCACACUAUCACACAUCUACAUACACUGUUACUCUUAUUUGAAUAUAAAACUGGAUACAGUCAGUUUACUCUCCAAUCAGAUAUGGCACACAAUAGUUUUAUUCUCUAUUAGGAAAUUAAUCUCUCACACACACGCAUUCCAUGUUAUAAAAUCAUCUUUAUAUUCUCCAGAUAGAUGUCGAAUAUUCAUGAAAAACUGCACUUUUCAGAAGAAAAUCGAAAUCCAAUGUUGUUUUUAAAUUCACGGCCAAUCGUGUGUUUGUUAUCAUAUAGUUCUUUUCUUCAUCUAAUUAAAUAAUAUGAAUUCGAUAAUUGUGUAUAGGUAAAAUGUAAUGGAUUUAUUGUUUUUCAGCGUAUCUGUUAAGUUAGUAAGUGUGUAUAAAUACUGUGAAGUGUGCAAUACAAGAGUCGAGUGGCUGUUGAAUGAAUUUAGAAGUGAAAUUAGUGUUGAAUCAAUCUCAAGAGUAUAUAUGUCUGUGAGUGAGAAAUUGUACAAAUUGAAAAUAUACUUAUUGGAAAGUCAAGUAAACCGCACACUUUAGUGGUGUUCACACAGGACGUGUUCUCUCUGUUUCACUUAUUUCAAACAAUCGAACUACGGCAUCACUUCUCUGGGCAUACAACUGAAAUUUGAUUAGUGCGAUGUCGAUAAGUGCAGUAAAUUAUGCUCAAUAAGGUACCUUUCACUUCGUAUAAAAUGCAAACUAGCUUUUCGGCAUGUGAAAAAAGAAAGAACUACUUUUUGCUCAUGACAUUUGAUUGAUUUGCCGUGAUGGAAAAAAAUCACUUCUCACUUUGAACACUUUUAGCACUCUCUGGCUAACAGCUUCACACCCAAUCGAUAAAAUGAACUCUGUACAAUUCAUGAAUAUGUAUAGCGAGAAAAUUCGCACAAAACCGCAAAAACGCUAUGCUCGAUAGUUUUAUCACCGUUUUACCUUGACUUGGCUUAGAUGGGGAGACGGGACAGGACCCUUUUCUGAGUAAUUACUUUUGAAAGUUUUAUUGGCUUCCAGAGAUAGAGAUAGUAAAAAACCCACAUUUCCAUUCAACAUGCUCCAAAUGUGAAGUGAAAAUAAGAAGAAAAAGAGUAAAAGUAAUUUCGCCCCCGAUUGUAUACUCUAUAACUACGUAGAUUCAAGUUUUCGAAGCCAACCCACACGAUUUACAAAUUGUACAUAUACCAUAUAUUUAUUGCAUGUGUGUGUAUGGGGGAGGGGGCGGAGGGCUGAAAUACAACCAAAAACAUAUUUACAAACAUAUGAACUAUAUACAAACUAACUAUAUCAAAUGGAUCCAGCAUACAGGUUUAGCAAACAUACACUGAAACAAAAACGAAAACUAGAAAGAACAAAAAAAAGAUUAACAUACACACAAAAAAAUUAAUUAAUUUAAAUCAAAAUAAAUGAAAUACCUCCAAAGUUGUCUAUUGAUUGAUGAGCACACAUCACAAACUGCGCGCAUCAAUAAACGUCCUCUUUUUCCCACAAUCCAAUCAACCAAACUCCAACUUCCAACGUAUAAAUACUUUCGACAAAAAAUAUGAUAUUAUUUUACGAAAUACAUUAUUUAAAUUAAAAAUGAAUAUGUGUAAGCAUUGUAAGAGAAAGCAUUAAAAAUUUAUGUAAAAUAAACACAAAAUCUCAUUAAUGUAUGAAAAUUACAAAAAAUAUUUGAGCAUUUUUGCGGCAACAUCACAUUUCACACACAGAGAAACGUGUGUACGCGAUGCAUUUAUGUUCAAGCAAUCAGAGCUGGAAAAUGAAGAAUUUAUGGAUAAAAUUACUAUAACAUGUAAAAAAUGCAUUCUUUAAAAUGAAUACUAGAAAACUGUUUUUGAUGAACAAAUACGUAAUAUAUGAUGAUUGUUGACUCCUUGAUUCAUUUCUUUACUCUUAUUAUUUUGUGAUAGUGGAUAUAGAAUUCGUUUGAAUUUAAAGAGAAAAAAACCAAAACUUCUGUGAGAAAUACGCCACUGUUUAAGUUUUACUUGAAAAUCCUUUAAUAACUCUAAGAUAGAUAUUAUUAAAAAAAAACGUAAAUGUACUUCUUAUGACGUAUUCAAAUACAAAGAGAUAGAAAGAUACGAACAAAGUUGGCAUGUUGGCAAAUGACAGUGAAUCGUCUUUGUGCCCGUAUAUUGUGAAAGAUAAAGUGCAAUGAAUAAAGUUUUGAAAUUUUUUGAAUAUUUUAAGACGGAAAUCAUGUUCAUCGGAAGAUGAAAUACGAAGAAUCAAAAGCAAUUCACAUACAAAACACGAAAAUUCACUUUUACUUUUUAUAAGGGGGAGGGAUUCAAAGUGUAGUUUAUAUAUCGACAUUAAAAUCUCUCAUUCUUUUUUUUCUGCCAAAAAUUCAAAUUAAAAUUUAUUACACAGCAAACAUGCACAUGGAAAAGUUUGUGUUUUUUUCUGUGCGUCUAUCUCUCUCUAGACCAGAAGAAUGGCCCCACGGGCUAUAGAAGAGUUUGCAAAUAAAAUGCAAAGCAUUCAAAGUUUUCUCGAAAAAUUAUUCAAUCAUAAAUGCGAUAAUGAACGUUGAAUACACAAAAUCGAAUAUAAAAUGAACUUGAAUUCACAGAUAAUACUACAUAUACAUUUUCAUUUUCAUUUUAUUAAUAAAUCUGGGGAAAUGAAUGAGAAUUUAUACGAAUUUCCAGAUUUUUGUGUUUUGUAUUUUUUUUAUCAGGCAGUCAAUUUUACAGGGUUUCAAUCGUUGUGUGUGCGGUGCGGGCUACACUUUACAUAAUACAGUCAUAAUCUAAAUUUUAUACGUUUUAAACGAGUUUUAUGAAUGAGUUUGAACUCGACGACGGUUCAUCGUUCGCAAAAAAAAAGGAUUCUCCCGAUGGAAUCAGAGAUAAAGCAUUUUAUGUUUUACUAAAUUUAAAAUGAUCAUAGCAUAAAAAAAAUAAUCGACAUCAAUUAUCAUCAUUCUUUUGAAAGUGAUUUUAUGCAUCCAGAUUUGUUGUUUUUUUAUCGCAUUUUAUCGUUGUUUUAUUUUAUUAUCAGUAUAAUGGGCAACAACACGUUAUAGCACAACUAAAAUAAGAGAAAGAAAUCAAAGUCUUCGCAUAUAUGCAUAACAUUAUGGUGGAAUUGGGCCCCCCGAUAAUCUCUUUCCGCUUCGUUCACUUAAAAAAAAGAAAACAUAGAACGAUUGAGAGAGCCAGUUACAUCAAAUUAAACGAAUAUCAAUUUUACAUAUAUUCUAAUUUUUACACGAAGCCACUUACUCACUCUCUUUUCUCUUGUUGUUAACUCGGGAAAUCGCAUUUGGAUAAUUUCUUUUUUAGGUCAGUAUUGAUUAAUUUUAUUAGGCGGUAAAAAUAAACGCAUUUGCGCAUUGAUUUCAGCAUACACAACAACCCUUUUAGCUGACAAAACUUCGUUACAUCGCAUUUUCACACACAUUCUCUCUCUCUCCUCUCUCUCUAUCUUUCUUUCUUUCUCUUUGUGAAUGAAGCAAAUUCUCAUCAUAGUAGCAUCUAAUACAUCAUCAUCAUCACCAUAAGCAAAUGAGUAAACAAUUACCCUUUUUUUUCGUCAAAAACUCAAUCGCCCUGAAAAGAAAAACAUGAAAUGAGAAAUCUCAUCUCUUAUAUCAUGACACUCACACAGCACACACACACACACACACAACCGAAUCAACCACAUACAGGAAAAUAUACAUAUUCAAUGAUUCAAAACCAAUUUCGAUGAAGAAGCUAUCUAAGAAAAAUAAGAAGUAUUAGAUGCGAGAUAUCGUUGGCAUGAUUAUAGAUAGAAGAGAAUCUCAUUAAACUGAAUAGAAAAAAAAUGAGCAAGAACAGGUCCGUUCGUAAGAAUAAAAACAAAUGAAAUCAGUAAUAUAUUUGUAUAUUAAAUUAUAACUAGAUUAGAUGAUGUGAAAGUAAAAGAGCUAACAUUUAGAUAGACACACUAUCUUGUUCCACUCAUGGUUCUGCAUCUUGAGUUCGCUAUAGGUAUUGUUCAUAUGUUUACGAUCAAUGUGAUUAAUUUGUUUGAAUAACUUCGAGAGUGGGGGAUCUCCAUUGACAAAUGAAACGAAAUGACUUGACUGUCGAAUUGGGCGGUAAAAUAAGUUGAACUGCCUGCGGUCGCAAGCAUUGAACUCAAUAAGAAAAGUUUUCUAUUUAUCAAUAGGCAUAUUCCAACUGAAUCAUAAAUAUGUUCAUGUCAAGUUAACCUUUAUUUGGUAUAAUAAUGGAGACUCCACUCUGAAACCCUUACAUACAACAAAUCAACUCUCAAAAGAAACCAAAACCAUUUUUUCAAUAACGUAUCAAAUAAUCUAAAAUUCGAUGUUUUUAAAUGUGCAAACAAAAACGGCGGCCAAUUUAUGAUUUUGGCGGUAAGUAUACGGUUAAUAACAAAAAAAAAACUAUGAAAUAAAAUAGAAAUGAAACAUAUGAGGAUUUAAAAUCAUAUAUGAAGCGAAACAUAUGUGGAAAAUGAAGCGAAUAAAAUAUUGAAUAUUUGAAUUUAAACUAAUACAGUCUAUAAAACAAGGGAUUCAAAACAUCCAACACAAAGAGAACAAAGAAAGAAAAAAA
This is a messenger RNA of Contarinia nasturtii (swede midge), 7724 nucleotides long. It is a transcript of the gene Dop1R1, whose product is annotated as dopamine receptor 1. Gene Ontology annotation, biological process: adenylate cyclase-activating adrenergic receptor signaling pathway. The record is from RefSeq and is a predicted model, not a curated record. The coding region runs from base 1435 to 2700 and encodes 421 amino acids. The transcript has 6 exons. Gene Ontology annotation, cellular component: membrane. Lineage: Eukaryota; Metazoa; Arthropoda; Insecta; Diptera; Cecidomyiidae. Gene Ontology annotation, molecular function: G protein-coupled receptor activity.